UGCAACAGACCCCGCGAUUCUCACAUGCACACACAAACUCACAGUCACACAGCCUAGACGUGCGAGCGCACACACACACACACAAUGUGCAACACCUCUCUCCCUCUCGCUCUCUUUCUCCCUUCUCUCUUGCGUUCAGUCACACACACAGCGGCAGAAAGAGAGUAGGCAGCGCAACGAGCAGGAGACACCAUUUGAAAUAAAGAUGCAGGCAUUCUCAUUCGAUUUUCUGUUGUGGAAUGAGAAGACCUGUUUCUAAGAGAUAUUUUUUCUUCAUUCCAGGACCUAACCGAAGCUGUCACGGAAAGGAAUUGGAUACCACCCGUUGGCAGUUCAGAAACAACCGGCGACGCUGGAGAAAACUAAUUCACCGGGUCUAAAAUUCCUUUGCAAUAAGAGCAAACAGUGAACAUGUCCGGUGGGAUCUAAUAACAACGCAGGAAUGCAACCACGUUGAUUUCGUUGCGCUGUCUGAAAUGCCUCUCGGUCACCUUCGGAAUUAACGGACGACUUGCGCGCGUGCCUUUGACGGAUAGGCUUUUAAGCCGCCUCAUUAUAAACACGGUGGUCUACAGUAUUAAAACUGGCAUCACAAGGAAGAACAACUGCUCCCUCUUGAAUCUACAAGCAGAACAGAUCAAUGAAGAAUGCGGGAGCGUUUCGGAGUGCUGUCCACCCGGAGUUAAUGAAGUCGGCGACGAUAUCAUGCGUCUUCUGCCCGACCCCAGCGUGCAGUCAUUGCGGCUCAUAUUCCUACUGAUAUUCGUUAUGGGGGUAGCACCGUCCCCGGCCCUGACCGCCGGGUGCCCUGACCGCUGCGUGUGCGACGACCAGCUUGUGGUCCAGUGUGCGGGGCAGGAACUAACGCAGUUCCCCUCAGAUCUCCCACUCGCUACCCGACAACUUAUUAUCUCCAAUAACAAAAUCGGGGACCUCCCGGCUCUGCAGCUCAACUACCUGUCCGACCUCGUGUACCUGGACUGCAGCAACAACUCCCUCACCGAGAUAUCGGAAUCUACGUUUGGCAACCUGCGCAAACUUGCCUAUUUGGACUUGUCCUUCAACACUUUGACUCAGAUCGAGGACCGGACGUUCGGGCCUUUGGCCAGUCUCGUCAUGCUCAGAAUGACGGACAACCCAGGACUCUCGGAGAUCCAUCCGGAUGCUUUCGCUGAAAACUCGGCUUUGCAAGUGCUGGAUGUCAGCCGCAACAACCUGACCGCACUGAACAUAAGUUCGCUUAUCGCAUUGCCUGCCCUCCGUUCCCUUGGCCUGAGCGGGAACCCCUGGCGCUGCGACUGCGACACAGAGGACCUCUGUCUCUGGAUCCAGAUCGAGGGAUUCAAGUUUCAAGCCUUCCCCCCGUUGGUGCUCAAAAAGACAUCUGUGGAAACGAGCUCACAGACUGACUGUGUAACUGCUCCAGAGCUCAUCUUGCUUUUUCGGACGCCAGAUCUGCCAUUUGCAUGCAGGCCAAGGCAGACGCUGGCUUCGGGACAGAUGCGAAGUGGAUUGGGACCACAUCUGUUCCGGAGUCAGUUGUUGUUGGGGGCGACUCGCUCAUCCCCCUAGCUGCCACUGACCCUCCCAUUUGGUGCGUGAGUCACAUCCCAUCAGCUGCUGCAGAAAUGUCUUUUCAGUCUCAUCAGCCAUUAAGUCUAGGUUAAUGAAGCGUGGUGCAUCGGACAUAGGACUUCAUCAAUGUUUUACGUGGCUGACAUGUGAUCUGUGGUGUAUAAGUUAUUAAAGCAGGGUAUGUAAGGGAUCUUGUCCUUGCAGG
Molecule: messenger RNA, 1780 nt
Organism: Alosa alosa (allis shad)
Lineage: Eukaryota; Metazoa; Chordata; Actinopteri; Clupeiformes; Clupeidae
Product: leucine-rich repeat-containing protein 52-like
Exons: 2
Coding region: 706-1572 (288 amino acids)
Cellular component (GO): voltage-gated potassium channel complex
Molecular function (GO): voltage-gated potassium channel activity; potassium channel activator activity; transmembrane transporter binding
Source: RefSeq, a predicted model, not a curated record